Fraxinus pennsylvanica is the source of this 327-nucleotide messenger RNA. The record is from the annotation of a GenBank genome assembly. Lineage: Eukaryota; Viridiplantae; Streptophyta; Magnoliopsida; Lamiales; Oleaceae.
AUGUUGCCGGGAAACGCCAUUGUCCAUCGCCGGAGACUUGUUGCUACAGCAUUAAUCAGAUGCAGUAAAACUUGUGUCGCGGAAAAUUAUAACACGGUUGGAAUUAAAUACCGGAAGUACUGUGGAGUAGGGUGGACCGGGUGUCCAGGAGAGAAACCUUGUGAUGAUUUGGAUGCUUGCUGCAAGAUCCAUGAUGAGGGUGUUGAAAAAAAUGAUGGAAAAGAAGUCAUUGCUAGAUUUACUGACAUAAAUAAUGAGUUGCCAUCUCCUGCCGGUUUUAUGGCUAAUGCUAAUGAACUGUUUAUAUUUAUAAUGAAUGAAUGCUGA